This is a messenger RNA of Sinocyclocheilus grahami, 3738 nucleotides long. Its product is annotated as NACHT, LRR and PYD domains-containing protein 3-like. Lineage: Eukaryota; Metazoa; Chordata; Actinopteri; Cypriniformes; Cyprinidae. The transcript has 10 exons. Gene Ontology annotation, molecular function: protein binding. Bases 113 to 3595 code for a protein of 1160 amino acids. The record is from RefSeq and is a predicted model, not a curated record.
AUUCAGCUUCGGAUAAAACGCCAUUUCAGACAGCUGUAAACCAAGCUUAAGUUCCGUUUAAUUUACCGGGCUGAAAAUCACAAUUAAAUUAUAGAAGAACACUGGCUCUAAAAUGAGUCACAAUGAGGAGAGAGAGGAGGCGGAUAUUGUUCACUAUCAGAACCAAAAUGCAGCAUCUCCAGAGCCCAGCUGCGUGUCUAUAAAGAGUGACGUAUCCAUCAAUCUGCCUCCUUAUCUCAGUGAUGGGCCAGUGACCAUUGACCCCAGUGAUAUUGAGAAAAAGAGAUCAGAAUCUCCAGAGCCUAGCUGUGUUUCUAUAAAGAGUGAGUUAUCCAUCAAUCUGCCUCCUUAUCUCAGUGAUGGAGCAGUGACCUUUAACCCCAGAUAUGAUCAGACUGGAGACCCGCAGCAGGAUUCUCACCACCCAGUAGAUUAUGAACUACAGAGAAUCAAAGACCAACAUAAAACCAGCAUGAAGAACAAAUAUGAGAGCUUAUUUGAGGGAAUCAACCUACAUCAAACCCUGCUGAACAGGAUCUACACACAGCUCUACAUCAUAGAGGGAGGGAGACAAAGGGUGAAUGAAGAACACGAGGUUUUUCAAAUGGAGAAAACAGCCAGAAAACAACACUCACAAGACAUUCCAAUCUACUGCAAUGACAUCUUUAAAGCCUCACCUGAACCAGGAUGUGAGGACAAAGACCGAAUCAAGUCUGUUCUUACUAAAGGCAUGGCUGGAAUUGGAAAAACUGUCUCUGUGCAAAAAUUCAUUUUAGACUGGGCCGAGGGAAAAGCCAAUCAGGAUGUAGAUUUUAUGUUUGUGCUUCCAUUUCGAGAACUGAACUUGAUUAAAGAUCAUCAGUACAGUCUUCACAAACUUCUGCUGGACUUUCAUCCUGAACUUCAAGAUCUGGACUCAACGAUUUAUGAGGAGUGUAGAGCUGUGUUCAUCUUUGAUGGUCUGGAUGAAAGCAGAAUCACACUGAUGUUUUCAGAUGCUCAGAAAGUUUCUGAUGUGACAGACAUUUCAUCAGUGGGUGUGUUGAUAUCAAACCUCAUGAAAGGAAAGCUGCUUCCCUCUGCUCUCAUCUGGAUCACCUCCAGACCAGCAGCAGCCAAUCAGAUCCCCUCUGAAUACAUCAACCGUCUGACAGAAAUUCAGGGAUUCAAUGAGCCUCAGAAGGAGGAAUAUUUCAGGAAGAGAAUCAGUGACGAGCAUCAAGCCAGCAGAAUCAUCUCACACAUCAGAAGAGCAAGAAGCCUCCACAUCAUGUGCCACAUCCCCGUCUUCUGCUGGAUCUCAUCCACUGUGCUUCAAAAGCUCCUAAAAGAAGAUCUGAGUGCAGAAAUCCCUCAAACUCUGACUGAAAUGUACAUCCACUUCCUGCUGAUUCAGAUCAACACGAAGAAUCAGAAGUAUGAAGAGAGAGAUAGAGAGACACUCCUGCAGUCCAACAGAGAAGUGAUUGUGAAACUUGUUGAACUGGCUUUCAAACAGCUGAUGAAGGGCAAUGUGAUGUUUUAUGAGGAGGACCUGAGAGAGAGCGGCAUAGACAUCACUGAUGCCUCAGUGUAUUCUGGGAUUUGCACUGAGAUCUUUAAAGAGGAAUCUGUGAUUCAUCAGAGGAAAGUGUACUGCUUCAUACAUUUGAGCUUUCAGGAGUUUCUUGCUGCUUUUUACGUGUUUUACUGUCACCUGAUGAAGAACUUAGAGUUUUUGUAUGACAAACAUGAAAGUUACACAUCUAAGAAAAACUCUUUGUAUGAGGUAUUAACAUCAGCAGUUGAUCAAACCCUUCGGAUUGAAAAUGGACACCUGGAUCUUUUUCUGCGGUUUCUGCUGGGCAUUUCACUGGAGUCCAAUCAGAGACUCUUAGAGGAUCUACUGACACAAACCGAGAACAGCUCAGAGACCAUCAGAGAAACCACACAGUACAUUAAAGACAGGAUCAAGAGAUUUUACUUAUCAGCUGACAGAUCAAUCCUUCCGUUAAAUGAUUGUUAUAAUCAUCUUUCAGCUGACAGAUCCAUCAACCUGUUUCUCUGUCUACUGGAAGUGAAUGAUCAGACAUUAUAUAGAGAGAUCCAGGUGUUUCUGGAAUCAGACAAACUCUCAGAUAAUAAACUCUCUGCUGCACAUUGCUCAGCAAUAGCCUACAUGCUUCAGAUGUCAGAAGAGGUGCUAGACGAGUUUGAGCCCAUGAAAUACAACACAACGGAUGAGGGUAGACGGAGGCUGAUACCAGCUGUGAUGAACUACAGAAAAGCUCUACUCGCUGGAUGUGGUCUCUCUCAUCGGCACUGUGAAAGUUUGUCUUCAGCACUCCAAUCAUCAAAUUCUCAUCUGAGAAAUCUGGACCUCAGUAACAAUGACCUGCAGGAUUCAGGAGUGAAGCUGCUCUCUGAUGGACUGAAGAGUUUUCAUUGUCAACUGAACAUACUGAGAUUGGCAGGUUGUAGAUUCACUGGUCAGUGUUGUGAAAGCUUGUCUUCAGCUCUACAAUCAUCAAAAUCCUGUCUGAGAGAGCUGGACCUCAGUAACAAUGACCUUCAGGAUUCUGGAGUGAAGCUCCUCUCUGCUGGACUGUCAGACUGUCAACUGAACAUACUGAGAUUGGUGACCUGUAAUCUCACUGGUCAAUGCUGUGAAAGUCUGUCGUCAGCUCUACAAUCGUCAAGCUCAUGUUUGACAGAGCUGGACUUGAGUAACAAUGACCUGCAGGAUUCAGGAGUGAAGCUACUCUAUGCUGGACUGAAGAGUUCUCACUGUCAACUGAACAUAUUAAGAUUGUCUGGCUGUAUGGUGACAGAGGAAGGCUGUCGUUAUAUAUCUUCAGCUCUGAGUUUAAACCCUUCACAUCUGAUAGAGCUGGAUCUGAGCUACAAUAACCCAGGAGAAUCAGGAGUCAAGCUGCUUUCUGAUACACUAAACAAUCCAAACUGCUUACUGGACAAACUCAAUAUGGAUCAUGGAGGAGAAUUCAGGAUUACCGCAGGACUAAGCAAAUAUGCCUGUGAUCUUACACUUGAUCCAAACACAGCAAAUACUCAUCUCAUUCUCUCUGAGGAGAACAGAAAGGUGACACGGGUGGUAGAGAAUCAGUCAUAUGCUGAUCAUCCAGACAGAUUUGAUGUGCGUCCUCAGGUUCUGUGUAGAGAGAGUCUGUCUGGACGCUGUUACUGGGAGGCUGAAUGGAGUGGAUAUGCUGGAAUAUCAAUGACAUAUAAGGGAAUCAGCAGGAAAGGUUGGAGUCGUGACUGUGAGUUUGGAUAUGAUAAAAAUUCCUGGAGUCUGAUCUGCUCUGAUGGCACAUUCAUUGCUUUUCAUAGUUAUAAGCUAAACGUCAUACGUGUCCCUUCAGAGUCCUCUAAUAGAAUAGGAGUGUAUGUGGACAUGUCAGCUGGCACUCUGUCCUUCUACAGCGUCUCUGACACAAACACACUCACACACUUACACACAUUCAACAACACAUUCACAGAGUCUCUUUAUGCUGGAAUUGGGUUUGGGUUUUACCAUUUGAACUCCUCAGUAUCUCUAUAUCAGAUUGAAAAGUCUGUCAACAGAGACAGAAAGCUUUUACACACACCUGAAUAAAAAUACUCUCACUUUAUAUUGCUUUAAUAAUUGCAUAUACAAUAAUUGCAUAUGCAUAUAUCCUGUUGACCUUCACACAAAAACAGAUUUCUAUCAGAUUAUUACUUCAACAUUUAAACCAAAAUGUUGGAGUAUUUUGACAA